Hemicordylus capensis (graceful crag lizard) is the source of this 570-nucleotide messenger RNA. It is a transcript of the gene ACBD7, whose product is annotated as acyl-CoA binding domain containing 7. Gene Ontology annotation, biological process: fatty acid metabolic process. The record is from RefSeq and is a predicted model, not a curated record. The coding region runs from base 147 to 413 and encodes 88 amino acids. NCBI's taxonomy places the organism in Eukaryota, Metazoa, Chordata, Lepidosauria, Squamata, Cordylidae. The transcript is spliced from 4 exons. Gene Ontology annotation, molecular function: fatty-acyl-CoA binding.
CAGCCCCUGGGAAUGACGUCACAAUGCUCCCGGUCCAAUGAGGGCGUUUUGCGCAGCCUGGGCGUAUAAAGGGGCUGCGGAGAAACUAGCGGGCUGAUUGCAGAGGGCUUGCUUUUUGAAGGUGAUUGGGUGAGAUUCCUAUCAGCAUGACUCUCCAGACUGACUUUGAAACUGCAGCGGAAAAUGUAAAAAAAUUAAAGACCAGACCGACAGAUGAUGAACUGAAGGAACUGUAUGGACUCUACAAACAGUCUAUUGUGGGAGACAUUAAUAUUGAGUGUCCAGGAAUGCUAGACUUAAAAGGCAAAGCUAAAUGGGAAGUAUGGAAUGAGAAGAAAGGUAUGUCAAAGGAAGAUGCCAUGAAGGCUUAUAUUUCUAAAGCAAAUGAGCUGAUACAGAAAUAUGGGAUGUAGAAUUUCCUCAAAUAUAUAAACUCUUCUAGAAGUUAAUGACUAGUCCGAAGACAAAAGCAAUACUAACUUCCAAUCCGACAUGAAACGCUAUUAGUCAUUUAACAGAACACACUAUGAUGCUAACUGAAGUUGUUUGCAAUAAAUUUUUUACUUAGUA